Papaver somniferum (opium poppy) is the source of this 947-nucleotide messenger RNA. Its product is annotated as transcription termination factor MTEF1, chloroplastic-like. NCBI's taxonomy places the organism in Eukaryota, Viridiplantae, Streptophyta, Magnoliopsida, Ranunculales, Papaveraceae. Gene Ontology annotation, biological process: regulation of DNA-templated transcription. The record is from RefSeq and is a predicted model, not a curated record. Bases 83 to 934 code for a protein of 283 amino acids. Gene Ontology annotation, molecular function: double-stranded DNA binding. The transcript has a single exon.
CACUGUACGAUGUCUUAUCCGCACAACCAAACAAGACCUGGAAUUUUCACACUAGAAGCUUCUUCACCUGCUGUUGCCAAAAAUGGUAGUCCACUCACUCUGUAUCCCAAGAUUUCCAACCGUUUUCUGCUCCAUCUCUCCAAAUCCUAACCCCAAACACUUCCACUCCACACCAAAUCCUCAACUUCAACUCAAAUUCCAUACAACUUACAGAGAAAAUAUCAGAUACCUCAAAACACUAGGAAUCAUAUCAAACAAAAACAGCAACACCAACAAAUUCUUCUCUGCUGAAACACUAGACAGAAUUCUAUCCAUUGUGAAUUUUCUCAGUUCCAAGGGAUUUACUGAUUCUCAGAUUCAGAGACUUUCAUUUCUGUGUCCAAGAAUCUUUUUUUCUGAUAUAGACCCAACCGAUAUCGAACCGGUGUUGGAUUUCUUAACUAAAGAUCUUUCUGCUACUCAAGAAGAAGCCUGUGGUUUGGUUGUCAAGUGCCCGGAUAUUCUUUUCUCUGAUGUUCGGUUCUGUCUAAGACCGACACUUCUUUUUCUUAGAGAAAUUGGGUUAGAUAAAUUGAACUCACCUACUUCUUUAAAUGCUCAUUUACUUAAUACUCGAAUUGGGAAGCUCGCUGCAAAGAUAAGGUUCUUGGAAAGUCUGGGGUUUUCUUGCGAGGAAUCGAGUAGAAUUUGUGCUCGAUUGCCGGCCAUAUUUGGUUACAGUGUAGAAAAUAAUCUGAUGCCGAAGAUCGAGUAUCUGGUCAGGGAGAUGGAUAGGAGUAUCGAUGAAUUGGAAGCGUUUCCGCAAUAUUUAGCAUUCAGUUUAGAGAAAAGGAUUGUUCCACGGCAUUUGCAUUUGAAAGAGAGGAAUGUUAUAAUACCAUUGCACAAAAUGUUGCUGUGGAGUGAUCAAAAGUUUUAUGCGAAAUGGAAAUAAAAUUGGUAUGCGA